Molecule: messenger RNA, 1701 nt
Organism: Eurytemora carolleeae
Lineage: Eukaryota; Metazoa; Arthropoda; Copepoda; Calanoida; Temoridae
Exons: 4
Coding region: 65-502 (145 amino acids)
Source: RefSeq, a predicted model, not a curated record
CCCUUAUUCAUACAGGGAGAAAGGUGAACUGACCCUAGUAAAAGAUCUAAGUACUGAAUCCUCUAUGAUCCCUCCUGAGCAGGAGAAAAGAAGUCUCUUCGAUUCUCCUUUCAAGCGAUUCACUCAGUUCACUGGUAUUCCGUCUAUGAACCGGUUCCCUCUGCAGCAGGUUCCAACAAACCGGUUCCAACGCCGGCUCCCGCCAUCCAGAAUCCCGUACCGGCCAGGCACUUCUCGUCGCGGUUCUAGUUCCCAGGAUAAACCUCUAGUGUCUCCGAGGUUCCUCCGACAGCCUCCGAGCAGGCUCUCCGAUAACAAGGUUGGUUUCUACCAGGCUGGGGAUAGGUUUGGACAGAAGACCCAGCUUGAGGAGGGAUUUAAGGACGAUGGCAAGGAGGACGGAGGACGGAUUAAGUCCAAUUGUUCUUCUCCAAUACUGGAGAAGAAGGUUCUAGAUGAACCCGACCUUCUCCAAGGCCAAAUGCAACGCCUGAAGCUGUAGUCUUGUAGUUUUUCAUAUAGAUCUGCUGGCAGAUUUUUAAAACCAAAAUGGCGGAUUUUAAAAAUCAAAAUGGCGGAUUUUAAAAAUCAAAAUGGCAGAUUUUGAAAAUCAAAAUAGCUGAUUUUGAAAACCAAAAUGGUGGAUUUUGUCAUUCUUCCUCUGUUUGACUGCACUAAAUCUCCCCAGCAUCCCUAAGGGUUUCAUCCCAAUAAACUGUUUAGGCCCAAACUCCAUAUUAAUGUGAAAAUUGAUCGCUUGAUCACGUGAAUUCUUUACACUCUAUCAUAUGGUAUUUGUGUUGUUUUUCCAAUACGCAGAUCCUGGACUAAUAAUUUUGUUGCUCGCAUGAUACUCAAUAUAGGUUGUUAUAUAGUGUGCAAUGCACGUGGGGUCACAAACCUGAGUCCGUUGAAAUCUAGUGCCAAAAAAUCUCAGCAAAUAAAUGCAGAAAAUAAUCUUUUUAUGCACUAUGCAGAACAAUCUUGCUCCGUAUAUUAUAUAUAUAUAUAUAUAUAUAUAAACCUAGAAAAGUGUCAAAACAUUUUAUAAAAAGAUCUUUUAGCUAUUUUAAUGUCAAUCGCAUGUUUUCUCCAUAUAUGCAUGUAAGCACUCUGCUCAAUCUGUUCUCAUGCAUGAAUUUAAAGCAAUAACAAGGCUGAAAGGAGUUUUUAAAAAGCUUGAUGUAUACUUUAAUUGGAUUGGUUUUAUCCCUGCCAAAAAACAACGAUUUUUAAUUUCUUAAUUCUUUUAUCUACGCUAAGUAAAUACAUUUUCGUAUUUUUCCCCACCCAGAUUAAAAAUGAGCAGAGCCGUGAAUAAACAUGUAAGCAAACCUUCUUCUUUACUAUGUAUAGUGUAAAAUAAUUUGUCUACUUGUCCUUGUUUUUAUGCCUGUCCCUGUCCACUGUAUCUAGAUUACAGCGGUACCAAAAGCCUGGUCGCUAGACUGGUUUGAAUUUUAUUUCUACCGCCCAUGGAACUAUAAUUGGACCGGUGGUUGAAAUACUUUCGCUAGCGGUUACUCUUUUACUGCAGUCGCUUAGAUUAUUACCGCCGUCGGUUGAACAAAGUUUUACCACACAGAUCGAUGACGGGACAGUAAAAAGUAUGUAAUCUUCUAGGCAACAUUUUUGAUUAGAUAAUUUUUAAACUAGAAAAUAAGACUGUGAUCAUUUUUUAAAUAAAUCUAUGUACAAGUA